Caenorhabditis remanei is the source of this 321-nucleotide messenger RNA. RefSeq lists its product as uncharacterized. NCBI's taxonomy places the organism in Eukaryota, Metazoa, Nematoda, Chromadorea, Rhabditida, Rhabditidae. The record is from RefSeq and is a predicted model, not a curated record. The transcript has 2 exons. Bases 1 to 321 code for a protein of 106 amino acids.
AUGCUCAAAUCGAUUGCAUUCUGUGGAUCUUCUAACAUAGCUGCGCUAUUCGAGAACAACGUCAAAUUGGCGUCUACAACAACAGGAACUCACUUUGCCACAUUUGAGAUGGAUCAGUACUCGACAGAUGUCCACGGUUGUGAUGAUUUCUUAUUUGUAGCCAACCGUAAGCAAAGAAUGGGUCUUUUGGACUUGCGAACCUCCAAAAUGCUCCCGGUGAACCAGAUUAAUGUGGAUCAACACGAGAGUAUGACGUCGAGCUGCUACAAUGCGAACAACGAUAUUCUCUACGCAUCUAUCUGGAAUCCAACAACGAGAUAA